This is a messenger RNA of Spathaspora passalidarum NRRL Y-27907, 2283 nucleotides long. RefSeq lists its product as uncharacterized. Gene Ontology annotation, molecular function: polyubiquitin modification-dependent protein binding. Gene Ontology annotation, cellular component: VCP-NPL4-UFD1 AAA ATPase complex. The record is from RefSeq and is a predicted model, not a curated record. The transcript has a single exon. NCBI's taxonomy places the organism in Eukaryota, Fungi, Ascomycota, Pichiomycetes, Serinales, Debaryomycetaceae. Bases 1 to 2136 code for a protein of 711 amino acids.
AUGAGUUUCCAAUUCUACCUAAGUGUGGAUCAAUCUAAUGAUAGAAGUCUAAAUCCAUAUUCAGACAAGGCCAUAUUGCCUCCGUCGGUGCUUUCCCAGAUUGUCGAAGUGAUUCCUGAAUCAAAUUUGCCACACCCGUUAAUUUUCAGGAUUACAAAUACAAACGCCCCUUCAGGGAAACCAGUAUACAUCGGCGUCAAAGAAUUUACUGCAGUUGAAGACGCAAUACUUCCAGACGUUAUAUAUAGAAAGCUAGGAUCGCCAGAGCAAGUGGAAAUAACUUUGGUGCAAAACAUACCUAAAGCCACAUCAAUCAAACUCCGGCCAGACCAAUUUUACGCCAAUAUCACCAAUUGGAAAUUCUUUCUUGAAAACAAAUUGAACUUAUACUACACCACAUUGACAAGCGGUGAUAUUAUGAUCAUCCAGGAUGAGAAUCUCAGGUAUGAAUUGCACAUUGACGAGAUUAAUGGCGGUGCGAAUACGACAGCGUGCAUAGUAGAUACAGACAUCACGUUGGAAAUGGUGCCAUUGAAUGAUCAAUUGGCCAAGGAGCAGAUGUUGGCCUUUAACUCAAACCCGCAUAAUAAUAUCGUGGAGAUUGAACAUGAAUUGGAUGUCGAUAACUUGAAGUCGUUCUCCGAUUCUCAGUUUAUCCCGACAAUUUACAAGAUCGAUUUGACGAGGUCCAAGAGUGGCAUUGUGUUAAAGUUGAUAAACCGCGAUUAUGAUGGGAAGAAGUAUGACAGUUUAUUUAACGCUGAUUUGAUUGUAGGAUUGGAUAAGAUUGUCACCCUUGAAAACUUCCAUUAUUCAACAAUGGACCAAGACUUUGACAUUGAAUAUAAAUUGGAUCAUGGCAAGCAUAGUGACGGGAUCAAAUCGGUUGAAAUUGAUUACAAAGAUGAUAUAAUUGUGAAUAAAUUGCAUAGAAUACAAGAGGAAUUGAAAUUAGAUGAAGAUGACAUUGAUAAGUACUUGUACGUUAUCCCAUAUACAUGGGAUACAAAUGCAAAUAUCACACUUGUCGUGGAAGAAAAGGGCGAAACAUAUGCCCCUGAAGAGGAAGAUAUACCCGAUGAGAAUCAGAAACAAUGUUCGAACUGUUUAAAGUAUAUUUCUGUCCAAUCUUAUGACCUUCAUCAAUCAUUCUGUUUAAGAAACAAUGUCAGGUGUGUCAAAUGUGAUUCAGUCUUUCUAAAGAAGAUUCCUGAAACCCAUUGGCAUUGUGAUUUAUGUACAAACGGUUUUUAUGCCAAUACGCCGUUGUUGCAGUCUAAACAUGUUAAGUUGUACCAUUUGGAUCCAUACACUUGCAGCCAAUGUCCCGAUCACACACCUUUUAACGAUUUCUUUGAUUUGGUUACCAAACACAAGUCCACUAACUGUCCCGCUAAGAUGCACCAAUGUCGAUUCUGUCAUUUGAUUGUACCACAAGAAGAAGCGACGUAUCAGGACCGAUUUGAAAAUUUGACCCAUCAUGAGAAUUCAUGUGGGAACAAGACUAAUGAAUGUUACAAAUGUGGUAAAAUCGUGCGGAUUAAGGAUUUCAAGAAACAUGUCAAGAUGCAUGAGCUAGACAAGGUUGAGUUUAACCAAAUGAAUAAAUUCACUUUCAACAAGUGCUGCAACGAGAAUUGUAUAAAUUUGCUUUCUGGUGUGAGUAGUAAUGAAAUGGGGUUGUGCGACAUAUGCUAUGGGCCGUUAUAUGUUGCGCAACAUGACCCUACAUAUUUAAAGUUGCAAAUAAGAAUAGAGCGGAAGUAUAUGAUUCAAUUGAGUAAAGGGUGCGGUAACGACUAUUGUAAUAAUGAAUAUUGUCGAACUGGAAAUAGAAGCUUGCAGCUGAAACCGUUUAAAGAGUUGAUGCAAUUAUUGAAUCAGGAGUUGUUCCUGAAUAUUCAUUCCCCAAAGUUGCCUGUCAACAAGUCCAGAAAGGAAUCCGACGUGGGGGCUAAUAAGGUGUGGUUCUGUGUGAAUGAAUCUGUAUCUAACAAAAAAGUAUUAUUAGAUAUAUUGAGAUCAGAAGGUGUUUAUGAGGAUGAAAUAGUGUACAAGGCAGUCAAUGAAAGAAGUGACGAACAAGCUAUUAGAAGUUGGUUGCGUGAACACGCAAUAACAAGGCUGACAUUAUAGAUUCGAGUUUUAGUCGGGUGUUAAAAAUAUUUUCAAGAUUAAAGCAAAGCGUCUAAACUGUGGAGGGGGAAGGGAACGCGUAGUAGUAAUGACAUAACAUAACAAUAUAUCUUGAUCAAGUAUUCCGUUUUCGGAAAAGAUAAGGGA